Thamnophis elegans (Western terrestrial garter snake) is the source of this 4650-nucleotide messenger RNA. Its product is annotated as desmocollin-2-like. NCBI's taxonomy places the organism in Eukaryota, Metazoa, Chordata, Lepidosauria, Squamata, Natricidae. The record is from RefSeq and is a predicted model, not a curated record. Gene Ontology annotation, cellular component: desmosome; plasma membrane. Gene Ontology annotation, molecular function: calcium ion binding. Gene Ontology annotation, biological process: homophilic cell-cell adhesion.
CAAAUCGCCAGCCUCCGGAUAUGGUCCCGCCGGCAAGAACACGGCACAGAGGGGGCCCGGUUGGAGCCGCUUGCUUCCAGCUCCUCCUCAGCCUCCUGGUAUUAAGUUUAUCUUGUGAAGCUUGUAAAAAAGUUACCCUAAAUGUGCCUCCAAAACUAAAUCCAGAUACACUAAUUGGCCAAGUAAAUCUGAAAGGGUGUCUUAGAACUCCUCACCUAAUCGGUACCAGUGACCCUGAUUUCGUAGUUCUGGAAGAUGGUUCAAUAUUUACAGCAAAUACAGUUUCUUUGUCUUCUGGAAAGAAAACAUUCACCAUAUUGCUCAAGAAUUUGCAAAAUAGUCAACAAAAGCAAAUCCAUGUUAAUUUACUGUCACGUUCUCCAAAAACACAUAAAACAGGAGAGAUAGUUCUUAGACGCAGUAAACGAAGAUGGGCUCCUGUACCAACUGUUAUAAUGGAAAAUUCACUGGGACCUUUCCCAAUGCAAAUUCAGCAGCUAUCUUCUGAUACAGCUCAAAAAUACAACAUUACCUAUUCCAUUGGUGGUCCUGGUGUGGAUCAACCACCACUAAAUUAUUUUUACAUUGAAAAGGAAACCGGAAAUCUCUUUGUUACUUGUCCAAUAGAUCGGGAGGAAUAUGCGGAAUUUCAGAUAGUUUGCUAUGCAAAGACAUUAGAUGGCUACACACCAGAGAUUCCACUUGUACAUAUAAUCCGAAUUGAGGAUGAUAAUGAUAAUCCUCCAAUUUUUAAUCCUGAUACAGUUACUUUCUGUAUUAUAGAGAAUAGCAGACCUGAUACCUUCAUUGGGCAAAUGAUUGCAACAGACAGAGAUGAACCGGGCACACUGCACACUAAACUGAUGUACACAAUUGUGGGACAAACUCCUGCUUCACCUCGAGGUGGCCCUUUAUUUAAAGUACACAAAGAAACUGGUGUUAUUUCUUUGCAGAGUGCAUUCUUGGACAGAGAGAAAAUAGAUAAAUACACAGUAUUAGUGGAAGCAAGAGAUAUGGGAGGUCAGAAAUUUGGUUUAUGCAACACUGGAACGGCUAUAAUUGAAGUUGGUGAUGCAAAUGAUCAUGCCCCGAUGUGUGAACAUGGUGUGUAUGAAGUAUUUAUACUUGAAAACACAGUUAAUGCAGAAGUAACGAAAAUUGGUGUGACAGACAAAGAUGUACGAGGAACUCCAGCCUGGCACGCUACUUUCAAUAUUAUAAGGGGAAAUGAAGAUGGUUCUUUCAAAAUUGAAACAAACCGGGAUUCAAACAUUGGUACCUUAUGUAUUAAAAAGGGUCUGGACUAUGAAAAGACCAAGGAGAGAAGAUUAGAGAUUGUGGAUAAUGAAGUCCCUUACGCUUUAGCACCGAAUUCGGGACCAAUUUCUACAAGUACUUGUGUUGUUGUUAUUAAAGUACGAGAUGUGGAUGAAGGGCCUGAAUUCCAUCCUAAAUAUAUUUUGGAUAUAAAAGAAUGUUUGAAAGCUGGAACACCGGUUGGCCAUUACUCCGCAAGUGAUCCAGAGACCGGAAAUAGAGACAUACGUUACAAAAUAAUAAAGGACCCAUGUAACUGGAUCACCAUGAAUAAUGAAGGUCAGAUCAGCACCACUAAAAUGUUAGACAGGGAAGCACCAGAUUUAAGUUAUCAAUGUAAUGUAACAGUUGCUGCAGUAGACCGAAGUGGCAAAACAGGCACUGGAACAAUUGUAGUUAAUCUACGAGAUGAGAAUGAUAAUUACCCAGAAAUUGUUCAAAAGGAGUAAAUAUGCAGAGACAGAAAACCAAUUUGUCUUACUGCUGUGGAUGCUGACAUAGAUCCUCACACAGUUCCCUUUACUUCCAUUCUUGAAAGAGACACUCAAAACUGGAGACUAACUCAAAGUGAUGACAUCAUUUUUGAACCAUCCGAUGCUUUAAGCUAUGGCCAGUACAUAAUUCCUAUUGAAAUAUCUGAUAAUGGAGGCAACAAAGGGGUUUCUGAAAUCAGAGUUUCACUGUGUGAUUGUACAGUUCCUAAAGAUUGUGUUUACCCACCAAGAGAUAUUUUACCACGUCAGCGCUCAGAUGUUACUCUUGGUAUUUGGGCCAUCCUUGCUAUGAUUUUGGGAUCACUGCUGCUAUUGUUAAUCCUGAUUACGCUUUGUGGAUGUUUUGGUGGUGCACCCAUGGCUGGCACUAAGCAUGUUGAUGAUUUAGCCAAUCAGAAUUUAAUCAUAUCUAAUACUGAAGCACCUGGAGAAGAAGUGAUGGAUCCGAACAUACUUCCUGUGAAAACAGGAAACAUAGUGACGUCUGAUCACGGGGUUGGUUCUGGAAUAAAAACUGGGGGACAAGAAAGUUUCGAAAUGGUCAAAGGACACCAGACCAUGGAAUCGGUUAGGGGGCAGCACACCUUGGAAUCUGUCAAAGGAGCGGGGCAUCAUACUUUAAAUGGAAAAGGAUAUGGGCAGUCCAUGAUUGGAUACCUACAGAUACAUUAUUCAGAAUGGCAGAAUUUCACACAUCCUCGUCUGACUGAGAAAGUAUAUCUGUGUGGGCAAGAUGAAGAGCAUAAGCAUUCCGAUGACUAUAUUCUUUCAUAUAACUAUGAAGGAAGAGGAUCGCCAGCGGGCUCUGUAGGCUGCUGUACUGAUCAGCAAGAAGAAGAGGCACUUGACUUUUUAGAUCAGUUGGAACCAAAGUUUAGGACAUUAGCAGAAACCUGCGUGAAGAGAUAGAUGACAGAGUGGAAAACCAUCACUGCUAUGCAGAAUAGCUGUUUCAAAUCUUGAAUACACCAGAUUUAUGUUUCUUGUUUUUCCUGUAAUGGGUGUGGUGAAUCAAAAGUACAUCCUAACAUUAGGUUUGUCAGGACUAAGGUUUCUAUGUCUAAACUUCAGAUGCUGCGUUCUAUUUCGUUUUAGACUCUCUUUAGUUGUCAUGUCAAUCUGUAAUUAACUUGCUUCCCAAAUGCAACAGAUUCUCGUUUUAUUAUUUUUCUGGAUUUCAUGGGGAUUAUUUCGGGCUGACUACCCAUAAUUUUCAGGUUUCAACCAUGAUGACUAGGAAUUUUGGGAGCAGUUCUGUCACAUCUGGAAUAUCCCCACUGGGGAAUUUGACCGUAGGAAAGUGAAGUUCAUUAUUUCCUACUUUUAGGGAUUAUGUUUUAUGCUAACUAUUUUUGCCUGAGUUUCAACAGCUUUCUUUAAUUUAGCUAAAACUUUAGCUUUAUAGAGAGAAAUGACAAAAGAUUUCAGUUAUUAAUUAUUUGCAUCAUACAGAAACAAAGAUUCUGUUUUCAAAACAAGAUGCCAUUUUUUUCCUGUAAGACCUUCCUUUACAGUCAUAUAACCUCUAGCUUUUCUCUAUUUUUCUCCUUAGCAAAACACCCAGUGUUUUAUGAUCACUGAGCAUAACUGGGCUUUGUCAUCUUUUUUAGGAUUUGGAGUGUGGGUUGGCAAGGGGUCUUUGGCAAAGUUUGGUUCCCCCCCUAAGCCUGCUAAUGCUUUCCUCUUUUAUGUGGAUGUUGUUCUUUUGACUAAUAAAGAUAUUUUAACAAAGAAAUUGCUUAUAUACAAUGAAAUGUCUGUGUUAAAUAAAUCUUUUUAAUUAGAUAAUACACAGAAUGAAAAGCAGAAAUGAUUUAGUGUAUAAUCUUAACAGUACAGCUAGCAUAAAGGAAUGUAUUUAAUAUCAUUGCAGAAACAAGCAUAGAAGUGAAAAUGAAAAGUGCAAAGGCAACUAUUUUCUCCAAGAGUUUAAAUUAAUUGCAAAGUGUUAUUUGCCUUGUUGUUCACCCAAGGACUACUGUUAUUCCUUUAGUGUAAUUUUUAAUCAUAUCAUAAGCCAAGGUAAAACUUGGAGGUGGAAGAACUACUAUAUCAGCACUGCAUUUUGUUGUCUUUCAUCAAAAGUAAAAUAGAGAGCCAAACUGGUUAAGGGACAAUGUAUGCUGACUCUCCAUUUCAUGUAAUGAAUCAUGCUUUGCAAUUUUUAUGCGUGAACUAACAUGAUCCUUAUUAUCCUGGUGUAAUAUAGAUUCAUGAUAUUUGUAUACCUAUAGUUAGAUAAUUGGAGAAAUGCGUAGGGUACUAGAAAUCUAUAAUCAUAAAAAAUGACAAGUAUAUAGUAUUUGAAAGUACUUUUUUAUAGAUUGAAGCUUUAUCUUCACAGGUGUAGCCUCAAAUGGAGUUGGUUCUAGUCUUCCUUAAAGAAAAUAAUUGGAAAAAUUAUAACCCAUUUAUCUAAUUAAUUUCAGUUAAGGUGCUCUAAAAUAUUUGAGUCCAGAUACAUUUUACAGAUCUUUUAAUAAGAGAUAAAGUUCUGAUAGGUAAUAGGUACUAGUGAAUAUAAAUAGUUUCAGAAAAAGGUAUUCUUGCUAUUGCUGUUGUUUGUACUUUGGGUUGUAUUAAUAUGAACAUUUAAGUGCAUCAAUAGGAAAUGACCAGGUCUGAUAUAAUUGGAUAUAAAAGCACAAAAUGUUGUUACUUUUAAUGCACCUUAUAUCUUAAAUAUUAAAAGAAACAACUCAGAAAAAUAAGAAAUAAAUUAUGGAUCAAGGUUUUACUAAACAACUUGAACCCAAUUUCUGACAUUUAAUAGUGUUUUCUCACCAUCCAUCCCAUAUGUGACCAAUGUUCCCUCUAAGCUGCAUGGCAGCGCGGCUGC